AUGGUCGAUGCAGAAGAGUGGAAAGGCACUUACCAUCACCCAUUGACAAAUUCCUCGUUGCGGAAGUGGAGUACGCACGCGGCCAAGAGAGUGAUAUCGAGUGGGACAGGAAUUCAUCCCUACGUCAUAUCGAUGGCCGGUAUGCAGCCCUGUGAUAGUCGCACGCGCGUGCGCGUUUCACCGAUCCGGCCGCACCCCAUCAGGAGGGGCAACGUAGAGAGCCGAGGCCCGGCCACGGCAGAAGAAGAGUGGCAGGAGCGGCUACGUCGGGCGGAAGAGGAGGAGGAGGGCCUGUGGCAGCCUUCCCCUACAACGCCGGAGCCCGAAGACCGUGGCCAGGCCGAGCCGGAGGAGGAGGAGGAGCUGUGGCAGCGACGACCGCGGACCGAGGAGGAGGCGAGGUUUCCCGAAGGAGGAAGGGGGCCCCAAGCCUCGUCCCAGCAACAGCGGCCGGGAGCGGACGCCUCGUGGCAGCAGCAGCAACACCAGUGGCAGGGACCACAAGGCGCGGUGAUCGGGCCGUACGUAACGCAGGAGGUGCGGACGGCGGUCCGGGGAGGAAUGGUGUGGCACCACCAAAUCCUCCACAUCACCUGGGCGUCGGGGCCGGCACCUAGGGAGCCGGAGGCUCCGGAAGAAGCGCGGGUCUGGGAGGAGACGCCAGUCCGACGGAGCAAUGGCCGCGACCCAAGGGGGCGGUCGGCGGCAGCGGAGCCAGCAGCGGAACCGGCAGCGGCGAGCGCGACGACAGAGUCGGCGGCGGCAGCGGAGCCAGCAGCGGAACCGGCAGCGGCGAGCGCGACGACAGAGUCGGCGGCGGCAGCGGAGCCCACUGUGGAACCAGCAACGCCGGGCGCGGCGGCAAAGUCGGCGGCGGCAGCGGAGCCGGCAGUGGAACCAGCAACGCAAAACGCGGCGGCAAAGUCGGCGGCGGCAGCGGAGCACACGGGGGAACCGAAGGAGGCCACGGCGGUAGCAGAGCCAGCAGCGGAACCAGCAACGGCGAGCGCAGCGGCAAACGCGACGGCGAAGUCGGCGGCGGCAGCGGAGCCCACGAUGGAACCAGCAGAGGCGACGGCGGCAGAGGAGCCAACGACGCCAAGCGCGACGGCAGCGGAACCAGCAGCGCCGGGCGCAGCGGCAGAGUCGGCGGCGGCAGAGACAGCGGAGCCAGCAACGGCGAGCGCAGCGGCAGAGGCGAUGGCGGCAGCGGAGCCAGCGACGGCAAGCGCAGCGACGACGGCAGCGAAGGCGGCAGCGGAGCCAGCCGCGAGCACGGCGGGAGUUUGCUCACCUGAGCCAUGGGAGCGGGGUCCGUGGCAGUGGCCCGCGCCGGAAGCCAGGCGCGCCAAUCCAAGGCCGGAGCGGCAGGUGUCGUGUCCGGAGGAGCGGGAGAGACCGCGGGCACCCAUGCAGCGCCAGGCGUCGUGGCCGCAGGCACAGCGAGGGGCGGAGGGCCCACGCUGGCGGCCCGUGAGACGGGAGGAGUGGCCAGGGGCGGUGGAGCGCGUCCUGGCUCGAACGCGGUUCACCUCGAGGCGCAUCAAGCGUCUGGUGAACGACGGAGGGGUCCGGUACCGGGUAACGGUGUCCCGGGACCACCAGGAGGUCUGCCGAGAAUCUGGGGCUUGGUAA
Drosophila obscura is the source of this 1635-nucleotide messenger RNA. RefSeq names its product skin secretory protein xP2-like. The record is from RefSeq and is a predicted model, not a curated record. Lineage: Eukaryota; Metazoa; Arthropoda; Insecta; Diptera; Drosophilidae. The transcript has 2 exons. Bases 1 to 1635 code for a protein of 544 amino acids.